GAGCUGCUGGCGAGCAUCGGGGCGCCCCGCGCCAGGGAGGUGGCCGGCCUCGAGCAGCUGCGGCCGCUGUUCGGCCAGGAGGGCGCCUCUGACCUGCACGAGUCCGCGAGACUGGUUAGUGACCAGAAUCGAGGAGAAGAGUGGCUCUGGAAGGAGCCGACAUUCAGCUGGCUCAGCGGCUUCCACUGGCACCCAGGGGCCACCUCCGUCGAGCAGCAGGGGCCCCCGCACGGGCCCUUCUUCUGCCACCUCUGCGAGGUGGAGGCCUGGGCGCAGGAGGAGCACGACCGGCACCUGGUGACCCGCCGGCACGCCGAGAACGUGCUGCGGUGGGCCGAGACCAUGGGGGACGCGGCCUACCCGUCGCGCUGCGGGCGCUGCCCGGGUGCCGCGGAUGCGGGCCGCUGGCGCGGCGGCGAGGACCUCGACCUCGUCCAUUACCGCGCCGCCCGCUCGCCCGUCCCCGAGCCCGUGGCGGAGACGGAUCCGCCAGUGGGUUUUCGCGAGGUCUGGCGCGGGGACCGCGGACGCGUCCAGGCGACCCCGUGGGUCGCCGUCGUGGCGACGGUCGACCGGCGAGCCCGCGCGCUGCGGCUGACGAGCACCCGGCCGAUCGGGCCGAAGGACAAGUCUGCUGGACGACAAAAGAGAUACAGCAUCGACUUUUAUUGGUGUGAUGAUGGUCAGGUGUGGCGGACGCUGGCCAUACCCAUGCGGGAUUCUUCUGCGAGGCCGCUGCCCCACGGGGAGCCCCUCGACUUCUACCUGGCCGUGCGCUGGUCCGAGGACGAGAAGGAACCGUUCCACGACCUCCCAGACACCUUGCGGGUUGAGGUGCCUCGACCUGGCGACGUGGCGGUGCUGAAGUUCUCGGAGGGCGGCAGAAGAGGCAAAGCGGAGCACGUGCCCGUGCUGGAGUUCGUCGGCCGUGGGCAGGUCCGCGCGGGCGGCGGCGUGGAGGCGCUGCGCGGCAAGCAGCGGCCCAUGCAGUUCGCCACGGAGGACACGAUUAUCAGCUUCCUCUUCUACGUGCCCGUGGCAGUGGAGCCGCGGCCGCUGCUCCUGUACUUCCACGGGGACAUGCCCAGGGGCACCGCGCAGUGCCCCCAGCCGGGCCUGGCCGACUUCGCCCCGACCUAUGGGCCGGCGCUCAUGGUGGUGGACCCGAAGAGGAAGCACCACCCCGUUCGAGACUUCGUCGUCGUGACGCCCGUCUCGUUGGAGGAGGUGUGGUGGUUGCGCUACCCGGCGGAGCACGACUCGACGUCCUACGCGCAGUCAGUGGAAGAGUGCCUCAAGGGGAUCAUCGACCUGACGUACGAGCUGGGGCUGUGUCGACGAGACGCGGGCGCGUGCUUCGGGGGCCAGUCGAUGGGGGCCUACAUGGCCCUCGAGCUGGCGCGGGCCAUGCCGGAGGGCACGGCCUCCGUGCUCGCCGGGGCGCCCUGCUUCGACCCGCCGCGCCUGGACCACCUCGCGCGGAGGUUAGUCAAUGUGCCAGUGUGGCUUCUCAUCGGGCGGAACGACUCGCUGUGCUCUUUCGAGGAGGUGGCCUCGCUGGCGUUGAAGAUGCGCGACUUAGACGCGAAGUGCGUGCGGCUGACGUCGGCGGGCAUCAAGGGCCACAGCGAGGUCGGCAAGUAA
This is a messenger RNA of Prorocentrum cordatum, 1644 nucleotides long. Lineage: Eukaryota; Dinophyceae; Prorocentrales; Prorocentraceae. The record is from the annotation of a GenBank genome assembly.